AUGACUGGAUCCAACGAGUGGAUAGCACAGAUGGAGCCAGGUGUUCACAUCACCGUUGUGUCUCUUCCUACUAGGGGCAAUGAUCUCAAAAGGAUUCGCUUCUGCCGAGACAUGUUUGAUAAGUCGCGAGCCCAAAGGUGGUGGGCUGAGAAUUGCGACAUGAUCAGGGAGCUUCUUAAUAUACAGACUUUAAAUCAACGUGUUUUCAUCACUCCUGCAAGGUCUGAUGAUAAUGAGAACUCGGGGGAAUCUGAACAAGAUAUCCCAAUGGCUUCAAUGCUGAACACGGAUUCGACUCCGGGGAAUUUCCAUGCACCCGCUGGGAAUAUGGAGUAUUUCCAUCGUGGGAUAUCAAGGGCUAACAACCCUACUGACAAUGACAUGGAUGCUGAAUGGGUUGAGCAGGAUGAUCCUGGAGUGUCAAUCACUGUGAAGAGGUCAGCUAAUGGGACCAGGGAAAUUCGCCGUAUCAAAUUCAGCCGGGAAAUUUUUGAUGCAGAUGCAGCCAAGGAUUGGUGGCUGCGCAACAGGGUUCGAGUUCAUGUUUGUGGUUCUCUAUUUACUCCAAUGACUGUGGGGUAUAUUGCUGUUGAUUUAUCUUUGGUUGAACAUUUG
This is a messenger RNA of Gastrolobium bilobum, 615 nucleotides long. Its product is annotated as protein Brevis radix-like 2. The record is from RefSeq and is a predicted model, not a curated record. The annotation marks the transcript as partial. The transcript has 5 exons. Lineage: Eukaryota; Viridiplantae; Streptophyta; Magnoliopsida; Fabales; Fabaceae.